AUGCAUUUCUCCUCCGUUGCCACAUUCCUCGCAGUCUCCUCCUACAGCAUCACAUAUGCUGCUCCAGUAGCCAACCUGCAAGAUGGUCUCAAUCGUCGCCAGAUCAACUACCAGGUAGUCAAUGUUGACGGCGAGUCUAAUAGCUUUACCGCUCCUGAAAUUGAGACAGUCACUACAACCCUCAAGUCUACUGUGACUGCACCCGGCGCUCCUCCAGUGGCUCAGACUGUGACUGUGACUGCAACACCAUCCCUGACACCUUCGUCCUCUCCGGUGGCUUCGAGUUCGACUCCCAUCUCCCACCCAGCUCCUCCUCCGGGCGAGUCUUUCAUGCCUGCCAACAGCAAUGGCUUUUUCCGCCGUGGUUUGAACGCCGCUGGCAAUCCAGCUCUCUAUGCGCAGAACUAUGCCUCUUCCAGUUCUUCAUGGCCUACCUCGUCGGCUUCUCUUGCCGCUCGCAACUUUGAUGGGCCGGAUUCUUCUUCUUCUUCUUCCUACACCCCUUCUAGCACAGCCGUACCCACCCCUACUCUGGCUGCUCGUCAGUAUGGCAGAUGGUCUUCCAGCAUUCCAGGCUCCUCGCCUACCGCCGUGCCUACUUCUACCGCUUCUCCCCUUGUUGCCCGCCAAGCGGAUGUCUGGGGAUUCUCUAGCUCGGUUGCCCCACCAUCUGGCACUCCCAGCGUAGCCCCCUCUUCGUCUGUGUAUGCUCGGGGCUACGUUGCUGCCGCCUUCUCCGGUUCUUCUUCUGGUCUGCCUUCUGGCACUCCCAGCGCGACUCCCUCUGCGUCUGUGUAUGGUCGUGGCUACGUCGCUGCCGCCUCCUCUUCUGGCACUCCUUCCUCUAGCGCUAUCACCACCGCGUCGCCUACCCCUUCCCCUGUCAAGCGUGACUUUGAGUACUCCUCCAGUGUCUCGACCCCCAUUACUCCCAGCUCUAGCUUUUCGAUUCCCCGCUCUUCAGCUCUCAUGUACUAA
This is a messenger RNA of Penicillium angulare, 978 nucleotides long. RefSeq lists its product as uncharacterized. The record is from RefSeq and is a predicted model, not a curated record. Bases 1 to 978 code for a protein of 325 amino acids. The transcript has a single exon. NCBI's taxonomy places the organism in Eukaryota, Fungi, Ascomycota, Eurotiomycetes, Eurotiales, Aspergillaceae.